This is a messenger RNA of Symbiodinium sp. CCMP2592, 888 nucleotides long. NCBI's taxonomy places the organism in Eukaryota, Dinophyceae, Suessiales, Symbiodiniaceae. The record is from the annotation of a GenBank genome assembly.
AUGCACACCAGUCCGGAAGUUAAUGCAACUGCGGAGCAUCUUCAAUCACUGGAAAAAGGACAGCUUAACAUGUUCGUCCUCAAGCACCUCCGGAAUUUCCACGAGUAUGACAAGACCGGCGCCGGUACCAUAUCAAUUCCGGAGAUGAAGGCAGUGCUGAGAACCACCACCAUCGGCUUGACGGAAAGGGACCUCAAAAGCGUUCUCAAACAGGCAGAUGCUGACGGAGAUGGGUCUGUCAGCUUCUCGGAGUACCUACGUUUGGCACAGAAACUGGUGGAGAUGCAGAACAAGACGAAGGGCAAGAGCUCGCGAAUCCCGAGGAUGUAUUUAGAGCCUGCCGCUCUCAAGCAGUACACGGACCUCUUCGAGGGAGCUGCCGGAGAGGACGGCGCAAUCAGCCUCAAUCAGCUUCAGGAGUUUUUGCAGCAGCACAAGAUGGCGAUAAGCGAAGAGCGAUUGACGAGUAUCAUGAAGGAGGUUGACGACGAUGACAGCGGUGUGCUGGAGCUGGAUGAGUUCUUAAUUCUGCUGAUUAAGGCUUUGGGAAUCAAGAAGAGGAAGGUCGGGCCGGAGCAGAAUCCAGCAUCGCAGCUGCGCCAAGAGGGCUGGUCCGCGGCCAGUCCUUGCAUCGCAGUGCAUCCUGCGCAUCAUCUUUGUCUCUGGAGGGCCCUUGGGGAGCUGAAGAAAGUUGGCUACGACUGUGCCGCGCUGCGGGAGGCAGUCAGGAGAGCUUGUGCCGAGUCUCGCACGAGUCGAAAUGCCCAAACAAGGCUGGCUUCACUGCAGCAGAUCUCAUGGAUGUUUGCACGGUGCGCCGCAAGCGGCAUAGCAAGAGUUGGAGAUUGGCAGACAGGGCUCAGAGAAUUGCAUGAAGCAGGCUCGUGA